GCAUCUCCCGCUGAUCGCGUUCCUUUCUGCCAAAACCCCUUCAAACACGACUUCUCCCAACACCGCGACACUUCCACCAGACAGAUCUACUGCCAGGCACCGAAUCCUGGCUCCAACCAUUACCAUUCCCAAUAUUCCACUACAACCAUCUAUGGGCUCUGCUUCCUUCGCCGCGACCGCUUUCCUACCCACCGCUCAGCUUACCGCAGUUGGCACCUUCUUCCCCUACACCGCACUGAGCUCAGGCCUGAGAAAGACGGACGCCUCCUUCGCGUCGCUGGUUCGGCUAGGGGUAGGAGUUCCGCCGUGAAUCCUCGCGGCGGACUGUAAUAUUGGUUUGCCCAAGACCGGCGUUGGAUAAUACGGGCGCAGCUUGGAGAGUGACGACUCUUUAUCGCAUUACCCCUCACUACCGUUACCAUGGUUUUCGCAUUCGACCAGAACGAUGCCCAACUUCCGGCCAACGCGCCGCGAAACCCUGAGCCUGCCAUUCCCGAAAACGACAUGUUCGCUCCGGGACCAAUGGACAUGAGCCCACCCAAAGCGCCCCUCCACGUAGGAACCCCGCCGAUCAACAUCGUCAGCCCUAUGCCACAGCGCGCAGUGCAGCCCGGCCCCGAAGGCAAGCAGCAGGGACCAGACAAGUUGGAUUUCGACGCUGUGUUCAAGAAGGCCCAGAAGAACAAGAAGAAGAAAAAGAAGGGUCUGAAAGCAGGACUACAAGCUACAAGCGUCACCCGGGGUUUUCACACUCCAGUCACGUCUGGUGGGGAGGAGUCGGACUAUUCUCUCGCGACCACCCCGCGCUUCGGACCUGUGCGCUCUGGACUGCCCAGCGUUACCAGCAGCCCGGCGCUUCGACCCCAGUCCACCGCGGGAGGCAUCAGCAACCUCAAAGCCCAGCUGGAGGCGCUGAACCUAGGCCCACGGAGCGAUUCACCCAUGAAGGAUUCCCCAGGAAAGGGUGUCGCUAUGAGCAGGGUCACAUCGCAGUUGUCGAGCAACACCAGCAUGUCUGGCCGGGAAAGUGACAGUGACCGCACGGAGAUGGAGAGCUACGAGAUCGACCUCAACGCAGAGGACUUCAGCAUUGACACGCUCUCCAAGACUUCGACCAUGUUGAACAGUGGCAUGGCGCGCAAGAUGACGGCCGAGGAUUUUGAGCCGUUGAUGUGUCUGGGUAAGGGCAGCUAUGGCACUGUCUUGCUGGUUAGGCAGCGCGCGACAGGCCGCCUUUUCGCGCAGAAGCAGUUCAAGAAGGCUUCCAUUACUGUGCAUAAGAAGCUCAUCGAACAGACCAAGACGGAGCGAAAUGUCCUAGAGAGUGUGAACCGCCACCCGUUUAUCGUCAACUUUUACUAUGCCUUCCAGGACCAGGAGAAGCUGUACCUCAUUCUCGAGUAUGCCCAAGGAGGCGAGCUGUUCCACCACCUUGCUGCUGAGCGCAUGUUCUCCGAAGAUGUGGCUGCUUUUUACAUGGCUGAAAUGGUGCUUGCGCUCGACCACCUUCACCGCACAGUCGGCGUCAUCUACCGCGACCUCAAGCCAGAGAACUGCCUACUAGACUCCGAGGGCCACUUGCUUCUUACCGACUUCGGCCUCAGCAAAGUCAGUCUUGACGAAGAUAGCCCUUGCCGCUCCAUCCUCGGUACCGUAGAAUACAUGGCCCCGGAGGUGGUCCAAGGUCACGAGUACGGCGCGGCAGUCGACUGGUGGUCCCUGGGCGCACUUGGCUUCGAUCUUCUCACUGGCGCUCCUCCGUUCACGGGUAACAACAACGCCAAGAUCCAGGAAAAGAUUGUAAAGCAGAAACUCGCACUGCCCUACUACCUCAGCGCCGACGCCAAGGACCUCCUCACUCGCCUCCUUCGCAAAGACCCCAAGAAGCGCCUAGGUUUCAACAUGGCCAAGGACCUGCCGAAUAUCAAGAAACAUAGGUUCUUCCGCAAGAUCGAUUGGAAGAAGUUGGAAGCGAGGGAGCUGGAACCGCCCAUUCAGCCACUCAUUACCGACCCGGAGUUGGCGGAGAACUUUGCUCAAGAUUUCACUGAUCUGCCGCUGAGUCCUGUUCUGACGAAGAAGUUUGACGACUUGAUGUUUGAAAGUCAGGCUUCUAGCAAUCCUUUUGGAGGGUUCAGCUUUGUGGCUAGUCAGAGCCUUUUGGACAGUGGAGAAUGGGGAUACUAGAGGGAUGUGAGGAACGUUGGUUUUGUCUUUUCUGCUUUCUGCAUGCUUAGUAAGGUCUUCUGGAGUUCCCACAUUGUUUACAUGGUUGUCCGAGAAAAGAGCGUAAUAGAGCAACAUCACUACGCAUAGUACAGUGGUCA
Alternaria rosae is the source of this 2327-nucleotide messenger RNA. RefSeq lists its product as uncharacterized. The record is from RefSeq and is a predicted model, not a curated record. The transcript has 2 exons. NCBI's taxonomy places the organism in Eukaryota, Fungi, Ascomycota, Dothideomycetes, Pleosporales, Pleosporaceae. Bases 421 to 2187 code for a protein of 588 amino acids. Gene Ontology annotation, biological process: protein phosphorylation. Gene Ontology annotation, molecular function: ATP binding; protein serine/threonine kinase activity.